UGGCCGGUUGCCACCGCGGCGGUUGGGCGGCCCAUAGCGUCGUCAGUCAUCGACCAACCCGCGGCGCGGCCUCCCUCCAAUUCCCACGCGUCGCGCGGCGCCUCCGCUCGCCUCGGCGCGCCAUGGCGGGGUGGAUCUCCUCCAAGCUCAAAGCCGCCGAGACCCUCCUCCACCAAAUCGACCAGCAGGCGGCGGACUCCCUCGGCAAGUCCCCCUCCGCCUCCGACCUCGCAGCCCUCCAGCCCUCCGCCGACUCGCUCCUCGACGUGCCCCCGCGCAGGCGGCCGCCUGCCGGCCCGCCUCCCUCCCUCGGCCUCCGCCUCGCCGUGAAGCACCCCUCCCCGUCCCAACCUCCGCCUUCCCCUGCCCCCCGCCGCUCCGCGUCCGCGGCGGCAGUGCUCGCGGUGCAGGAUCAAGUCGGUGGUGGGCCGGUGGGGGUGGUGGCCGAGGCGAAGGCGGAGGGGGAUCGGGAGGACGGGAAGGGCGGCGCGUCUGAGAGUGUGAGCGGGAGCGACGAGGACUCGGAUGGGUCGGGGAGCGACGAUUCGGAGGAUUCGGAGGAGGAGCGGCGGAGGGAGGAGGAGAGGAGACAGCGGCGGGCUGAGCGGCUUGCGGUUAUGGCUGCGCGUGCAAUCGCCGAGCGAGAGGAGGCCGUUGCGAGGCUCGAGGGAGAGAAAGCCGGGCUUGAGAAGCUACUCGCUGAGCGUGAGAAGGAGCAGGCGCAGGAGGCUUCAGAGUUGCAGACCAGUAUGAUUGAAACCAUGGAAGCAAUGGAGGUAGAGAAACAGCGACAUCACAGCACUAGAAUGGAAGCCCUUGCCCGGUUGGCUAGACUUGAGGUUACAAAUGCAGAGCUUUCGAAGUCGCUUGCCAGGGAACAAUGGAACCUGGAAGUUCAAGUUGAUCAAGUGGCGCAACUUCGAGAGGAAGUUGAAUUGAAGAUACUUGCUCAAGAUAAAUAUAAAAGAAAGAUAGCAAAGAUACAGAAGACAAGUGCCCCUCCGGUUGAAAUAGAAUCCUUGAGAAGGUUCAAGCUGGACCAAGAAAUUAUUGAUGCAGAAUACAAACUGACAUGUGAUAGAAUUGUCAGCUUGAAGGACAAUGCAAGGAAGAUUGAAGAAAACAUUGAGCUGACUAGAAGAGAUAUGAUGCAUCCUACAGAGGUGGAAAUUGAACUCAAGAAGAGGCUUGCUCAACUAACCGAUCGGUUAAUUCAGAAACAAAUGCAGGUUGAGUCUCUAUCAUCAGAGAAGGCAGCUUUGUCAAUGAGAAUCGAGGCAGUUUCGAGGUUGCUCGACAAUAAUGCCUCAUCGCUGGCUUCUUGGAGCUCAUCAUCAAGAAUAGAUAUUGAAGCUGGUGCAUGGCAAGAAUCAAAUUCGCCAAGGCUGCGCGACAGGAUACGGGCUGGACAGCAGCAACUGGGAUCCGCAAUCCGACAGCUCGAUUCCAUCUUCUCAGCUGGGCAUAUCUUCUUGAGGCGGAAUCCAAAGGCGCAGGUCUGGGCCUUGGUGUACCUGGUAUCCUUCCACUUAUGGGUACUGUACAUACUAACAUCACACCCAACAGUAUCAGAGAUUCACCCUGGCGCUGUCUUUUCUUUGGAAUCAAUAAACAAGACUAGUAUUUGAUCUUUUUUCUGAUCUAUGCUGGGCCAUACGUAUAUUCUUGUGUAAACGAGGCAUUACUGUUCUUUCUUUUUUCUUUUUUGGUUGAGUAAAAUGCGGGUGUGACUAUUCUUGUUCGCGCUAAUUUAAGUAUAGGAGUUUGAACAUCCAUAGAAAUAUUGUAACUGUAUCACACUUUAUUUUCAUCGACAAUUGGGCACAGUUUUUUCUUUU
Messenger RNA from Phragmites australis (common reed), 1838 nucleotides. RefSeq names its product golgin candidate 2-like. Bases 123 to 1628 code for a protein of 501 amino acids. NCBI's taxonomy places the organism in Eukaryota, Viridiplantae, Streptophyta, Magnoliopsida, Poales, Poaceae. The record is from RefSeq and is a predicted model, not a curated record. Gene Ontology annotation, cellular component: Golgi cisterna; Golgi membrane. The transcript has 10 exons. Gene Ontology annotation, biological process: Golgi organization; retrograde transport, vesicle recycling within Golgi.